AUGACCAAAGUUCUUGUUACAGGAGGCACUGGCUUCGUCGCCGGCCACGUCAUUGAAACCCUUCUCAAGCGCGGACACUCCGUGCUCACGACCGUUCGGUCCGAGGAGAAGGGGGAGGCGGUCAAGAACGCCUACCGAGACGUUUCUCAAAACAACCUCGACACGGUCGUCAUCCCGGACGUCGCCGCAGAAGGCGCCUUUGAGGGGCUGGGCUCACACGGGCUCGAGGCGGUGAUUCACUUAGCAAGCCCAUUUCACUACAAUGUCACCGACCCAAAAAAGGACCUGAUUGACCCGGCCGUACUCGGCACCACCGGCGUUCUCAAAGCAAUCAAGAACUCGUGCCCCGGUGUCAAGCGCGUCGUCGUGACUUCUUCCUUUGCCGCGAUCCUCAACCCGGGGCUGGCCUCCACCGGGGCACAGAAGACGUACUCGGAGGAGGACUGGAGCCCCUUGACACUUGAAGACGCCUACGCGAACGGCGGGAGCGCUUAUAUCGUUUCCAAACUCUUUGCCGAGAGGGCGGCCUGGAAGUUCAUGGCAGAUGAGAAGCCCGGUUUCACGCUUUCCACCAUCAACCCACCGAUGAUCUACGGACCUGUCAGGCUGCCGGUGGGAUCACUCGCCUCAAUCAACACCUCGAACCGGUUUCUUGGGGAGGUCCUCCUCGGAAAGCACAAGGCGGGCCUGCCGCCCACGCCUAUGCCACUCUGGGUCGACGUGCGAGAUGUCGCGCUGGCGCAUGUGAGGGCCAUGGAGGUUCAAGAGGCCGCCGGCAAGCGCUUCCUGACGACUGCAGGCUUUUACAGCAACGAGGAGUUAGCCAGGGCAAUCUGGAACCACUUCCCCGACUUGCGAGAGAAGCUUCCGGAGCCUGGUAGCUUUGGAGGAGCGCCCAACCCGGCGCUGCAGUCCUUUGGGUACAACACGUCUAGGGUGACAAGCAUCCUGGGCCUGGAAUUCACUCCGUACGAGAAGACUGUCGUCGACUCGGUCUUGUCUCUGAAAGGCUUGAAGGAGUAG
Colletotrichum destructivum is the source of this 1023-nucleotide messenger RNA. Its product is annotated as Putative NAD-dependent epimerase/dehydratase, NAD(P)-binding domain superfamily. The record is from RefSeq and is a predicted model, not a curated record. Bases 1 to 1023 code for a protein of 340 amino acids. Gene Ontology annotation, molecular function: oxidoreductase activity, acting on the CH-OH group of donors, NAD or NADP as acceptor. The transcript is spliced from 3 exons. Lineage: Eukaryota; Fungi; Ascomycota; Sordariomycetes; Glomerellales; Glomerellaceae.